Messenger RNA from Marmota monax (woodchuck), 3787 nucleotides. It is a transcript of the gene Slc26a5, whose product is annotated as solute carrier family 26 member 5. Gene Ontology annotation, cellular component: membrane. The transcript is spliced from 20 exons. Lineage: Eukaryota; Metazoa; Chordata; Mammalia; Rodentia; Sciuridae. Gene Ontology annotation, molecular function: bicarbonate transmembrane transporter activity; oxalate transmembrane transporter activity; chloride transmembrane transporter activity. Bases 265 to 2499 code for a protein of 744 amino acids. Gene Ontology annotation, biological process: transmembrane transport. The record is from RefSeq and is a predicted model, not a curated record.
CGCCUCCUCCUAGAGCCGCACCGGGAGGCAGCGGCGCGGCGUCCAGGCGGCAGCGGCGGCUCCGCCCAGGGCAGCCCCGGGCAGCGCCGGCCGGGAAGGAGUAAGCUGUCCCUUCAACUCUCAGCCCCACUAAUCAAGGUUUCACUGAACUGCACUGAGCUCCCAGCUGGGGAUUCUGUCCCCUGCCUCUUGUACUGCACAUUGGAUCUGGUGACUCUCAAGAAAUGCUUGUCUCCUGCUGUUAAUAAAUAAUUUUGGAGUACUAUGGAUCAUGCUGAAGAAAAUGAAAUCCUUGCAGCAACCCAGAGGUACUAUGUGGAAAGGCCCAUCUUUAGUCAUCCAGUCCUCCAGGAAAGACUACACACGAAGGACAAGGUUUCGGAUUCUAUUGGUGAUAAACUGAAACAGGCAUUCACCUGUACUCCUAAAAAAAUAAGAAAUAUCAUUUAUAUGUUUCUGCCCAUAACUAAAUGGUUGCCAGCAUAUAAAUUCAAGGAGUAUGUGUUGGGUGAUUUGGUCUCAGGCAUAAGCACUGGAGUGCUUCAGCUUCCUCAAGGCUUAGCCUUCGCAAUGCUGGCAGCUGUGCCUCCGGUGUUCGGCCUGUACUCUUCAUUUUAUCCUGUUAUCAUGUACUGUUUUCUUGGAACCUCCAGACAUAUAUCCAUAGGUCCUUUUGCUGUUAUUAGCUUGAUGAUUGGUGGUGUGGCUGUUCGAUUAGUACCAGAUGAUAUAGUCAUUCCAGGAGGAGUAAAUGCAACCAAUGGUACAGAAGCCAGAGAUGCCUUGAGAGUAAAAGUUGCCAUGUCUGUGACCUUACUUUCAGGAAUCAUUCAGUUUUGCCUAGGUGUCUGUAGGUUUGGAUUUGUGGCCAUAUACCUCACAGAGCCUCUGGUCCGGGGGUUUACCACUGCGGCAGCUGUGCAUGUCUUCACGUCCAUGUUAAAAUACCUGUUUGGGGUUAAAACAAAGCGGUACAGUGGCAUCUUUUCAGUGGUGUAUAGUACAGUUGCUGUGUUGCAGAAUGUUAAAAACCUCAACGUGUGUUCCCUAGGCGUCGGGCUGAUGGUUUUUGGUUUGCUGUUGGGUGGAAAGGAGUUUAAUGAGAGAUUUAAAGAGAAACUGCCAGCACCCAUUCCUUUAGAGUUCUUUGCGGUGGUAAUGGGAACUGGCAUCUCAGCUGGAUUUAACUUGAAAGAAUCAUACAAUGUGGAUGUCGUUGGAACACUUCCUCUGGGGCUACUACCUCCAGCCAAUCCAGACACCAGCCUCUUCCACCUCGUGUAUGUGGAUGCCAUUGCCAUAGCCAUUGUUGGAUUUUCAGUGACCAUCUCAAUGGCCAAGACCUUGGCAAAUAAACAUGGCUACCAGGUCGAUGGCAAUCAGGAACUCAUUGCCCUGGGACUGUGCAAUUCCAUUGGCUCACUCUUCCAGACCUUUUCUAUCUCGUGCUCCUUGUCUCGAAGCCUUGUUCAGGAGGGAACCGGAGGGAAGACACAGCUUGCAGGUUGUUUGGCCUCAUUAAUGAUUCUGCUGGUCAUAUUAGCCACUGGAUUCCUCUUUGAAUCAUUACCCCAGGCUGUGCUGUCGGCCAUUGUGAUCGUCAACCUGAAGGGGAUGUUUAUGCAGUUCUCAGAUCUCCCCUUUUUCUGGAGAACCAGCAAGAUAGAGCUGACCAUCUGGCUCACCACGUUCGUGUCCUCCUUGUUCCUGGGAUUGGACUAUGGAUUGAUCACUGCUGUGAUCAUUGCUCUGCUGACUGUGAUUUACAGAACCCAGAGUCCAAGCUACAAAGUCCUGGGACAGCUUCCUGACACUGAUGUGUAUAUCGACAUAGAUGCAUAUGAGGAGGUGAAAGAAAUUCCUGGAAUUAAAAUAUUCCAAAUAAAUGCCCCCAUUUACUAUGCAAAUAGUGACUUAUAUAGCAACGCAUUAAAAAGAAAGACUGGAGUGAACCCAGCAGUCAUAAUGGGAGCCAGGAGAAAGGCCAUGAGGAAGUAUGCUAAGGAAGUCGGAAAUGCAAACAUGGCCAACGCAAUUAUGGUCAAGGCGGAUGCAGAAGUAGAUGGAGAGGAUGGAACUAAGCCUGAAGAAGAGGAUGAUGAAGUCAAAUAUCCCCCGAUAGUCAUCAAAAACACAUUUCCUGAAGAACUGCAGAGGUUUAUGCCCCCAGGGGAUAAUAUUCACACCAUCAUCCUGGAUUUUACUCAAGUCAAUUUUAUCGAUUCUGUGGGAGUGAAAACCCUGGCGGGGAUUGUAAAAGAAUAUGGAGACGUCGGUAUUUAUGUAUAUUUAGCAGGAUGCAGUGCACAAGUUGUGAAUGAUCUCACUCGAAAUAGAUUUUUUGAAAAUCCUGCCUUAAAGGAGCUGCUAUUCUAUAGCAUCCAUGAUGCAGUUCUGGGCAGCCAAGUCCGAGAGGCACUUGCUGAACAAGAAGCCUCAGCUCCCCCUCCCCAGGAGGACUUGGAGCCCAAUGCCACUCCAACCACACCUGAAGCAUAGACGAGGACCUCGGCCUGGGAUGGAUGCCUCUCUUGAGAAAUUCCUACUUUGUACUUUGAAAUACUAGAACCUAGAUUUUUUUUUUCCCUAAGAGUAAUACUAGUAGUUAUGGCUUGAUUUGGAGGGUGAAUGACGUGUAGCAUGAUGUAUCUACUUGUGUGUGUUUUUUAAAUUGAAUACUCUUGCAAUGUGCUUUUUGUGCAGUGAUAUUUCUAUUAUAGUUUUUAGUAUUAUCCCUGCAAGCCAAGCACUUAAAAAUUUAUUUUAAAGUAUUUAAAAUACUGUAGCUACAAAUAGGAUAUACUGUCACUAGAUGGGCAGUGGUACCUAGGUUUUGUAGUUGUUUGGCUACAGAUUGUCUAUAAUCAGUUACCUAUCCAAAAAAGGAAAUCUAUAAUUGUCUAGAAGUUCUUGUUUUAAGAUAACCUUUUAACAUUACAGAAGAGAUAGAAGUGCAUUGUGGACAUUUUGAAAAAAAAAUAGAUAAGCAAAAUAGGAAAAUAAAAAUAUUGUAUUACCACCACUCAGGGAUGACCACUAUUGACGGCUCAAUGCAUACAUAUCCUUCUGGAUUUUUUCUAUGCAUAUAUAUUCACAUUUUUAACAAAACAAGAUCAUAUCUGCCUAGUGUUUUGUAGUCUUUUCUUUUUUUUUUUUUUGUCAGCAAUCUCCACAUUCUAUUCCAGAACAUUUUUUAACCUCAGACCAUAUUCCAGUUUCCUGGCUGUCCCCAAAUUUGCAGUUGAUUUGUCUAAACUGGUAUUCAUUCUGUGAUUUUUAUAUUGUACCUGGUCAUAUCCCUUAAAUCUUAUUUUAACCUAGCAUGGUUCCUUUUUUCAUUAUAUUUACUUGUUAAAAAGACUGGGGAAAAGUUGUCUUAUAUAAUUCCAUCUUGUGGCCAGGUUUGAUGGCACACGCUUGUAAUUCUGCAAGGUGGGAAGUUGAGCCAGAAGGAUCUUGAGUUUGAGACCAGCCUCAAUAAUUUAAUAAGACCCUGUCUUAAAAUAAGAAACAAGAACAAGGAUGUAGCUCACUAGUAAAGUGCUCCUGGGUCCAAUCCCAACACCACACACACACACAAAAAAUUCUGUCUUAUAAGUUUGUCUAGUUUUUUUUCCCACAAUGUUAGUUUGUUUCUCUAUUCUCUAUACUACCUACAGUCUGAAAGUUUCACCUAAAGGUUCAUGGAUUUGAGUUAAACAUAGAUAUGAGAGAUAUAUUGUAGAUAAGAUCCAUACUUCAUUUUGCAUCACAUCAGAAAACAUAACUUCUAGUUCAUCUACCACUA